Messenger RNA from Lodderomyces orthopsilosis Co 90-125, 1146 nucleotides. RefSeq lists its product as uncharacterized. NCBI's taxonomy places the organism in Eukaryota, Fungi, Ascomycota, Pichiomycetes, Serinales, Debaryomycetaceae. The transcript has a single exon. Gene Ontology annotation, cellular component: nucleus; CCR4-NOT complex; cytoplasm. The record is from RefSeq and is a predicted model, not a curated record. Gene Ontology annotation, molecular function: poly(A)-specific ribonuclease activity. The coding region runs from base 1 to 1146 and encodes 381 amino acids. Gene Ontology annotation, biological process: nuclear-transcribed mRNA poly(A) tail shortening.
AUGAUCUUAGUACCGAGACAGCUUUAUUUAACCAAGAUCGUAUCCAUUCCUAUGCGCAAUAUUCAAUCUUCAACCGUAAUGAAUCUAGAUAGCUACGAUGCAAUGAAGUACCGAAAAUGGAUCACCUUGGACCAAGGCCAACCGGUGGACGAGUCCAAUAGGAUUUCAAUCAUGACAUAUAAUCUUUUAUCAAGACAUUACAUAUGGAAAGGAGUCUACGACAAAGUGGACACCCAGCAUUUAGAUUGGGACCGUCAUCGGUUCCCCCUUAUCAACAAAACAAUUAAGCAAUUUAGUUGUGACAUUAUGUGUUUUCAAGAAAUGGAAUAUCACAUAUAUAAGACAUUUUGGAGCAAGACAUUCCCCAAUGAUAAAUAUCAAAGUUUUUAUAUUCAAAAACAAUGCCCACUGCAUUUGAAUAUCUUCAAUAACGAUAAAUUGGAUGGAGUUGGUAUAUUUGUCAACACUAAUAGAUUUGAUAUAUUAGGUGAGCUAAAGAUCAAUUUUGGUAAAGAAAUCAUCAAUCAUCGAUCUAGGUACAAAUUAACUACAGAUUGGAUUCAACGAGUAAUUACAAGAAAUACUGUGGCUUUGAUACUUAAGCUAUAUGAUAAACAAACUGGAAAAAUAUACUAUGUUUCCAAUACUCAUUUAUAUUGGUCACCAAAAUAUAAUGAUGUCAAAGUACUUCAGAUAAAGAUUUUACUAAACAAACUACAACAAUUUAGAACAGAACCUGAUUCUUCAAUUAUUCUUCUAGGUGAUCUAAACUCCAAUUUUGAUUCAGACGUGGUUCAUUUACUUCUGGGGGAUACAAUUGACACUACAUCUUCACCCGACUUCAAGAAUCGCAAAUAUGGUAUUAAUAAUCCCUUAAUUGACAAGAGCGGACAAAUUAACAACCCAUUCAACUUACAAAAUGUAUAUCAAGAUCUACACAAUUCGGCUGGUUUACCAUUUACAAGUUACGUCACUCGAUUUUCUGAUGUUUUGGAUCAUGUGUUUGUAAGUGAUGAUAUUUUGGUGAAUAAGUUGUUAGGGGAAGUUGAUCCUAGUUAUUGUCAACAAAAGGAUGUUGAUGGGUUUCCUAACUCUCAAUUUCCUUCUGAUCAUAUUCCAUUGGUGGUCGAUAUAUCCCACAAGUGA